AUCGACGCGAUUAAUGCCUGCACACAGAGCAUGGAUGGAUGUGCAUUCGAGUGUUCUGCAAGCUGGCACGGCCACGUUUCCCACGACACCUACCAUUAGCGUGUGCGGGAACGGCAUCGCCGCUGAUCAACUUUAAUGCAAAUCGAGGCUCCCGCCCCUUCAAAAGGCGACUUGGAAGCGCUUGUGCCAACCGACCCCGGCCAGCCAAAGAAUCCGAACGACCGCCUGGCCCAUUGGCCACCACGUGAACAUGUCACGCCUCGGCUCAUCUUCGCUCUCCUCUACGCAGUCUUCCUCACUGAACCCACAGCUGCCAAAGAGAGGGAACCGCACUGCGCUCUUUCGUUCUCUCAUCGCCGAACAUCAGCAGCAGCACCAACGACUAAACAGUCAGCAGCCAGAACAGCGCAAGGUGGACGUGUACAAUAUCGAUGGUGCACGGACACAAAAGGAGAAGGAUGCGCUUCUUCAAAGGAAGAAUGCGGACCGCGAGUGGAUUGCAGAGGCUAGACGAAUACACCGCGCAAUCCUAGCUCUCGUCUCCUUUCUUGGCGCCAUCCGGCGCGUCUAUAUGGUAAACAGUGGGGUGGGCGGCGUGAGGCCGACCUCCUCUUCCGAGACGUCAGCCGAUCUUGCAUCAAGCGACACAGCAUCUUCAGAUCCUUUCGCGCGAUGGAAGCACGUUCGGAGCAUGGAUGAGCGCCAGCGCGAUGAGCUGGACCUUCAGGUGCGCGUCAUGCUCAAGCGGCUGAUGGAAAGGAUCAAGGAGCUGGAGAAAGCUGAAGAGAUCCGAAAACGCACCUCUCCGACGUCACACGCCGCUUCGAACCCACUCACAAUCCUCCUCUCCCUCUCUUCGUCCCCUACCUCGAUACAUUCUGCAGCGUACUCCUCGCAAUUGUCGCUGCAUCGUUCCGGCAUCUGCCACUACCUGAGCUCGCUCUUGGCGCACGCAGGGACGCGGCAGCGGGGCAUGCAGGAACGUUACCUGAAGAACCGGCGCACGCGCGAGGGCUGGGAUCGAGGGUUAGGCGCUGCUACCGCGUCCAGCAGCACGCAGCGAGCAGAUGGAGGAAAAGAGGACGUGACCGGAAAGAGCAGCGCUAUUGGCCCAUUGCAGGGUUCUACCAAGGGCAUCAAGCUUGACCCGUCCCUCGUACCCGCAUUCACGUCCUCGUGCGAUCCUUCAACCUCCUCAUCUGACGUGCUCUCCACGUUGACACCCACGCAAAUCCAACAGUUCGAGUCAGAGAACAGCGCGCUGCUCUCGUCUUUCGAGAGCGACCUGGCGUCAGUGCAACAGGCCGAGUCGAAGCUGUACGCCAUCGCGGAACUGCAGACGCAGCUGAUACAGCACCUGGGCCAGCAAAGCGAGAUGACGGGCAAGUUGCUGGAGGAGAGCAUUGGACAUAGCGCAGAGGUGGGCCAAGGGAACACACAACUAAGGAAGGCAAAGGAGCGGAAUCGGCAGGCCAAUCGGAUGUUGUGCCUCUUUCUGAUAGGGAGUGGGCUGGGAUUGUUGUUCUUACAUUGGAUUGAUUGAGGCUGGUCUUUCUGCAUAAUUGUAACGACCAAUGCAUCUCCCAAAUUCAACAUAGCACUAUACACGCUUGGUACCAGUACACAAUUAUUAGAAAGGGACAUUGCAUGCGUCAAGAUUGCACCUAGCAUAUUUUCAAAGCAUGCGGGGCCAGCAGCCCGAUCAGCCAAGUGUUAGGAAGGCCGCGCC
Molecule: messenger RNA, 1729 nt
Organism: Tilletiaria anomala UBC 951
Lineage: Eukaryota; Fungi; Basidiomycota; Exobasidiomycetes; Georgefischeriales; Tilletiariaceae
Exons: 4
Coding region: 251-1543 (430 amino acids)
Biological process (GO): retrograde vesicle-mediated transport, Golgi to endoplasmic reticulum
Cellular component (GO): endoplasmic reticulum; SNARE complex
Source: RefSeq, a predicted model, not a curated record